AUGGUUGGAUCCCCUGCCACUAAGCAUCCCAACGGCGCCCGCCUCCUUGCCCUCGACGGAGGCGACGUCCGCGGCGUCGUCUCCCUCCUCAUCCUACAAGAACUCAUGCGCCGGAUCCAAGUGAGAAAGAAGCUGGAAAAGGAGCCUCUCCCCGUGGAUUACUUUGAGCUCGCAGCCGGAACCAGCACGGGCGGCAUCAUCGGCAUCAUGCUGUUCCGACUCCGCAUGACGGCCACCGAGGCCAUUGCGCAGUACGACAUCAUCGCCGAGGACGUCUUCAAGCCCAAGAUCUACGGUUGGAGCAUUGGGUUCCUCGGAGAUACGCUCUCGUCCUGGGUGAGUAACAGCAAGACCAUGGUGCAGAGCAGUCGUUUCGACGACGCGUCCUUGAUCACCGCCAUCAACAGAGUUGUAGAUCUUCACGGCUUGGAUAAGGACGACAAGCGGUUGAAGGGGGAGGCUCUGCUUCAGCACCCAGCGGCUGGCAAGUUGCUUGUGUGCACGACGGCCCAGAACAGAGGAGAAACGGUCCUGAUGAAGACGUACAAGAACACAAACCUGUACACCAGCUCGACAGUAAACAACCUCAUGAAGAGCCACGGAGACGAAAUCACAAUGAGCCUCGCGACGAGGGCGACCUCCGCCGCCCCGACGUACUUCCCCGAAGUCAAGUGGCCCGCGGGCGCAGAGAAGCCGCUCACCUUCUGGGACGGAGGUCUCUUGAACAACAACCCCGUCGAUCAGCUGUGGAACGCACGGUACGACCUCGUCCAGCCGGGCGAGGCACAAGAAGAAGACGAGGAGCCCAGGAUCUCGUGUGUGAUCAGUCUCGGUACGGGCUACAACAAGACCGAGUCGCCGAAUGAUUCUUGGUUCCGGCUCACGGGGGUGGCGGCGACGGUGAUGGCGUUUGCUACGAAUACGGAGGCCAAGGGGAAGGACUUUUCGAGGCAUAUGGCGGCGCUUAAUGGUAGGCAAAAGGGGGCGAAGACGGCGUAUAUUAGGUUCAAUCCGACGCUUGGAGAGAAUAAGAUUGGGCUGGCGGAUUAUACGCAGAUGAAGUUGUUGAAGAAGCUUGCUACAGAUUAUAUUAAGCAAGCCUCUGGGGAUAAAUAUUUCGAGCAAGCGGUUGAUGCGAUUUGCUGCUAG
Molecule: messenger RNA, 1149 nt
Organism: Colletotrichum phormii
Lineage: Eukaryota; Fungi; Ascomycota; Sordariomycetes; Glomerellales; Glomerellaceae
Product: acyl transferase/acyl hydrolase/lysophospholipase
Exons: 2
Coding region: 1-1149 (382 amino acids)
Biological process (GO): arachidonate metabolic process
Cellular component (GO): membrane
Source: RefSeq, a predicted model, not a curated record